This is a messenger RNA of Paramecium tetraurelia, 2784 nucleotides long. RefSeq lists its product as uncharacterized. The transcript has 4 exons. NCBI's taxonomy places the organism in Eukaryota, Ciliophora, Oligohymenophorea, Peniculida, Parameciidae. Gene Ontology annotation, biological process: snRNA 3'-end processing. The record is from RefSeq and is a predicted model, not a curated record. Gene Ontology annotation, cellular component: integrator complex.
AUGGACAGCUAGGAAUAGCAGAACAGAGAAGAUGAUUUAAUAAUUGAAUCUUAAGAAGAAGACAAUCAGAAAAAGAAGAAAGACAAGAAAGAAAAGAAACUAGUUAAGAAGCUUGAGCAGAAAAAGCCAAUCGAUGGUAAAUAAUAAUUUGGAGAUAAAUCCAUAUGCCGAUUAUGUAAGGUGACUACAAUGUCAACCCCAACUGUGAUCUGCAUCAGGUGCCACUUUAAGUACCAUUAGGAAUGCAUACGAACUUAAAAUAAAGAGCCAUAAUUUCAGGAGGGAGCCAAAUGGCAUUGUCUAUCAUGUAUAGAAAGAAUGGCCAAAAGAAAACUAAAAGAGUCUGAACCUUAGAAAAAGAAGAAAACCAAUCAAAUACUUGAAUUUUUUUAGAAAACUCCUUAGACCCAAGAAGAUAAAACUAAAAAACAUUCAGAAUUUCAGCAAAAAUACCCAACAUAUGUAUCUUAAGGAAGAGUAAUUUUUCCAAUAUUCGAUGAAUAUCUUACUGCCUAUUAAGGAUUAUUUAAUAUAGAGAUUAAAAAGAAGCCUACACUUUAGCUAGAUCUCAAUAUCCCUUAAGAUAUGUUUGAAGAUGUUCUUAAGAUAUGGGAUAGCUACAAUAACAUGGAUAAAAUAGUUAGUGAUAUUUUGUAUGCGGGAGAAUAAUAAGCUGAAUAACAAAGUUAAGUCAAUAAUAUUGGCACCUUGAUUCACUUCAAAGAUAACCACACCCCAUAUAGUGAAAAAAGUAGAUUAGAAAUAUAUGAAUUAAUACAGACCAAACCAGAACAACUGAUCUUAUUUUUUAGUUACUUCUACUUGAAAUAAAUAAUCGAGGAUUUUGAUCAAGAACAAAUGCAAAAAUAAUAAUAUGUAAUAUUACCCUAUAAUUUCUUAUAGAAAAUUCCAUACUGGCAUCUUCUAGGAUAUAUGUGGUUUACAAAUAGAAACAGAUAUUACGAACUUUUGAGAGAUGAUAUCAAACAGCUCCCAACCAACAUUUCAAGAUAAGGCAUCUUGUAAUUGUCCUUAGAUUUAAUGGAUUUUACUGAUUACACUGAUCUCAAAAAGGUUUGCAGACUCAUUAUCUCAUUAUCUGAAGGAUUGGCUGGUUUGAAAAAAACCCAAUUUCUAUAUUAAUUUCGAACAGAAAAUCUAUUGUCCAACAAUCGAAUCAAAUAGUAAUUAGGCAUGCAAAUCAAAUAAUAGAGAAGUUAAUAAAUUGAUAUAAAAAAAGAAAUUAUUGAAGCCGAAGGUAACAUCUCAAUUGCUAAAUCUUAAUUACAAUCAGAAGGUUUAACUAGAGUAGAAGCACAAAAGUUCACUCGCCAAAUGGAAACCGCAUAAAAAUAGGCUCAAAAAUUCAAAUAGUAGUAUCAAAAAUUAGAAAAAGAAAUUAUGACACUCACCGAAAGAUAUAACGAAUACGAUAAAGAAUUAGCUAUCACACAAAUGCCAGCCUUAUUACUGAACCCAUCUAUGUGUUUAGGUUAAGAUGCCAAACAUAGUUCUUACUAUUUCUUUCUCUAUGAGCCAGACAAGAUUUUCGUUUGUAUGAGACACUCAAUCAUUGAUGAUGAUGGAUCAGUUUAAUGGGGAUAUUAUGAUUAUAAAGAAAUCCCUAAUCUCCUAAAUUCCUUAUGCGCUAAAGGAGUUAGGGAAAACACAUUGAAGAACAACAUUAUUGAAUUACAAAGAGCUAAAUUAUUAAUUGAAUCUGAGUCAAAUAACGAGUAAAAUGAAUCCAUUCCAUAAGAUAAUCUUAAAAAUGGGAAAAAAACAGAUUAAGAAAUAGAAUAAGAAAUCAAUUAGCAAAGUGAAUAGCCAGAACGAGCAAAUAGUCUAUUGAACUUAGAAGUAGAUUAAUUAACCAAUGAGUUUGUCGGAAUUGAAACAAGUUUAACAUAAUACUUAAAUCAGAAAAAUUCAAGAUGGUGUAGUACAGAAUAGAGAAACAAUUUUAUUAAGAGUUUCUAAAAUGUAAUUCAAAAGAAAAACCCAUCAGAAUAUGAUGAAGAUGAUUUGAAGCCUUUGGCAAAUGCCAUUGAAUAUUUUGUAGAUAACACAAUGAUGUAAGAAAAACUGGAACUAAGAUUAGAAGAGGAUGUUGAUGAAAAAUUUAUAGAAAAUGAAGAUGAUUCUUAUUAAUAACCCAACAGAAGAAGAAAAGUUGUUGAAGACGACUCCUCUCUUGAUGAAUAACCUCAAACAAUUCUCUAAUAAUUGGAGCAAAUGGAAAAUAAUAAAGUAAGAAUCAGAAAAUUACCUAUGAAACUAUUUGGUACUUAUUAUGAAACUUUAAGAUUAAAUUUGAUUGGAUAGUUAAAAAAUGAAUGCAAUCUUCCAAAAAUGAAGAUUUGCUUAGAAGUUUUAGGAUAGAUUGUUAAGGAUUAUAUUGAUAGGAAAAAGAUUUAAAUUUAAUAAUUUAUCUAACCUCCUUUUGAAAAGAAAAAACUUGAAGAAUCCACAACUAAAAAGAUUAUUGAAUAGUAAAUUGAUCAGCAAUAGGAUUCAUAAAUUAAUCCACCUUAAAGUCUUAGAAAAAGAAAUUUAAAUAAACCAUAAUACAUCGAAACCGAAACUAAAUGGGAUGAUAAAUGCAAAAAAUGUAAUAAAGGAGGCAAAGUGAUUUGUUGUGAUACCUGUCCAAAAGUAUUCCAUCCUAAAUGUAUAAAUUUGAAGGAAGUACCAUAAGGUAAAUGGAAUUGUCUAAAUUGUUUGAAAAACUUUGAGAGGUAAAUUAAAACAAGAGCAAUUGUGAAAAAAUUUGAGAAUCAAUGA